AUGGGGAAAAGGAAACACGCUUCUUUAUUGAUCGAAGGACUUCGAAAUCGUCGGUGGUGGUGGCAUGGUGCAUACGAUAGGAGAACUAUGGCCGAAGGAAGUGUCCCAGUGGGCACAGAACGGAAGGAAGAAGAUCAAGCUACCUUUCUAAAUCGACUAAAGGGUGAACUCGAAAAUGGUUUCAAUACACCAGGAGCGGAAAUAAAACUAACUUAUUUUGAAGUUGUUCGAGUUUGUGAUAUUGUGAAGGAAAUAUUCAGCAGUGAACCUCUAAUUCUGGAAAUUCAGUCGCCAGUUUAUGUAAUGGGCGACAUACACGGACAAUUUUAUGAUCUUCUGCGAAUCUUUAGUCAGAUUGGCUCCACUGAUAAUCGAUUUCUUUUUCUAGGUGACUAUGUAGAUCGUGGACCUCAAGCUAUCGAAGUUGUUAUGUACCUAUUUAUACUUAAAGUGCUCAAUCCAAACAAAUAUUUUCUACUGCGAGGUAAUCAUGAAGAUCUCCAUCUGAGUAUAAAAUAUGGAUUCGAAUUGGAAGUGAGACGCAAAUUUAAUGAUCCCACAUGCUUUUUUGACACCAUUGAUGUUUUCAAUGUUAUGCCCAUUUCUGCAUUAAUUGAUGGACGUAUUUUCUGUGUUCACGGAGGACUUAGUGAGGAGUUUAUUAAAAGGGAUUUUGAUUGCAUCCAUGGGGCCUAUAUGCCUAUUCCUCGGCCAACAAGCGUAUCAGAAUUCUCCUUUGUUCGAGAUCUGCUCUGGGCAGAUCCUGUUCCAGACGACAAGGGAACAGCUGACACGUUAUUUAUUCCAAAUCCCUCAAGAGGAAAAUCAAUGGUGGCCUUUGGAAAAGCUGCCACUGAGUGCUUUUUCUCCAAAUUCGGUUUGAAAAGAAUCCUGAGAGGUCAUGAAUUUUGUCCCACGGGGAUUAAAUAUGAUCAUAUGAACAAGUGCAUUACCGUUUUUUCAGCUCCUAAUUAUCAUAACACAAAAACUCCAGCUGCCUAUAUAUUGACAAGCAGCCCCGACGGUAAUGACAUUAAAUUUGAAAUUAUGACAAUUUCUCCUUCCCAGUCCCAAUCUUAG
Molecule: messenger RNA, 1080 nt
Organism: Rodentolepis nana
Lineage: Eukaryota; Metazoa; Platyhelminthes; Cestoda; Cyclophyllidea; Hymenolepididae
Source: the annotation of a GenBank genome assembly